AUGAAUGUCAACAAUGUUCAACCAUUGCGUAUGUUACCACGAUUUGAUUCGCAUGUGUUUCGACAACUAUCGGAGAGUGUGUCCGAAUCGCAGAUGAGCAGGAUCUUAUUACCAAGAUUUCAUUCCGAUCAUCAGCGUCAUUUCUAUGAUGGAAAUCAAUCUGCAGAAGCAACAAUUAGCCAAACGAAUUUGCCAGGUAUUGAUCCUCAUUCGAAUAAAUUCGACAUAAAAUUCCUCGAACGUGCCUAUGCUCGAUCGGGAAAAAAAUGCUGGCCAAUAGUCAAUACAAACAUUACAAAUCUCGAUCUCGAAUAUGCCUAUGAAAUCAUCGGAGAUACUCUCGAAUCGUAUGUUCGUUACCGAAAGUUAAGUCAAUGUAAAGCAUUAGCGAAUUUCAUUGAUUAUCGUAAUAAAGUAUAUAAACGAGAAAAACUUGCCCAAUAUGCUUUACCAACGACAGAAACACAUGUGAAAGACACACCUACUAAGAAAUUAGCAUCUCCCAUACCAAAAAUUAUUCAUAUAGAAGAGAAACAAUCAUCAUCGCCAUCGACUAUAUCACAAGGUAUGCCAUCUCCAUCUGUUCUAUCGGUUAAAUCUUCGAAUCCAUCUUCGAAAAUCACUAAUGAAUCACUGAUUCAAAUUCCGUCACCUGAUUUACUCAAAAAAUCCACGCCGAAGAAGAUUGUCUCACCAACUCCAUCAAAACAAAAUAAUUUAAUUGUUCCGAAAAAGUUCAUCAACAAUGUCAAACGACUACCACCGCCAGUCAAAGGUCAGUCGUGA
Molecule: messenger RNA, 786 nt
Organism: Adineta ricciae
Lineage: Eukaryota; Metazoa; Rotifera; Eurotatoria; Adinetida; Adinetidae
Source: the annotation of a GenBank genome assembly